UUUUACUUUUUCGCUUAACAUAUAAGCUCAUCAACAAGUCGCAAGAUAACCACUUUUAGCAAGCUGAUCAAAUUGGUCUUCUGCUUAUAAGAUCUACCAAUUCAAUAAUUAAAUCGAGUGAUCCAAAAAACUUCUUGAGAUUAUAAAAAUGAUAUUCUACUGGGUUUUAAUAUCAUAUGCUUAUGUGGACGUUAUGGCACAUGUUAAUUUGUUGGAGUAUACUGAUCUGGUUGACAUGACAAACGAACUCAUCGAAUGUGCUUGCUACACGUUUUUUCCUAAUAAAUUUCAUAGUGGAUUCGGCAUUGCAAUUAAGACCAUUGUUCGUGGAAAUCAAUAUACGUUCGAUGAAAUGAACUAUAUGUUGGCAAUACCAGAUUACGCAGAUUAUACUAAUCUUGAAGCUUUCAAAGGAUACCAGACAAGAAUGCAGACCGAAAUAAUCAAUGCCACAGGUCUCAGGCAUGUUCCGGCAAAUGGAGGUCAAGAUAUUACAAGUCUUGGAAAUUUCAGAAGAACAUGGACUAAGGAAACUAUAAGACGUCUGUUCGACAUUGAUUUGUUCCAUGGAGACGAUUCAAAUUAUACAGAUGAUCAGAAAUGUUAUUUAAUCGGAAUAGCAAUACAAUCAAAUUAUGUAUCCGGUUAUACAGUAAGUGCUGAAAUGAAAAAUGGUUUUUGUGUCAUAAUGGAUACACACGGCUGCGGUAGAAAAUACAAAGAGAUUGGGAACCAAUUUUGGCAAGUACACUGGACUCAAACCAAUUUAAGAAUAGGAACACUUCUUGAUCAGUUAAAAUUUAUAAUUGCACCAUGAAGCAUAAGCAUAGUUUUCUUUUAAUAAUUAAUUCAUAAAUUACAUAGUACGUUCUACAUUACGUUUAAAGAAUUGUCAACAUCAUCAUUGUCAAACAAUUUAAUAUAUUUCACAAUAAACAAUUUUGCUUGCGAUUUUA
Messenger RNA from Adelges cooleyi (spruce gall adelgid), 956 nucleotides. RefSeq lists its product as uncharacterized. The record is from RefSeq and is a predicted model, not a curated record. Lineage: Eukaryota; Metazoa; Arthropoda; Insecta; Hemiptera; Adelgidae. Bases 149 to 817 code for a protein of 222 amino acids. The transcript is spliced from 11 exons.